AUGGAUACACCAUCAUCAGGGACGGCAUCGGUGGAUGUCGAGCAGGGCGCCAACGAGAUCCGCAAGCGAUUGACCCUCACCUUUCGCGAUGUCACUGUUCGAGUCACGGCGCCAGAGGCAGCAUUGGGAGAGACGUUGUUGUCGGUGGCUGAUCCACGACAGUAUCUUGGUUUUCUUGGAAAGGGGAGCAGGCCGAAGAGAACUAUUUUGAACGAUGUUACUGGGCAGAUCAAGCCGGGCGAAAUGAUGCUGGUUUUGGGCCGUCCUGGAUCGGGCUGUACGUCUCUUCUGCGGGUUUUGUCCAACGAUCGAGAGACAUUUGAUGAAGUCGUUGGGGAAACGCGAUAUGGAGAUAUGGACCAUAAAGAGGCGAAACGGUUUCGACAGCAGAUCAUGUUUAAUACUGAGGACGACCUGCACUUCCCUACGUUGACCGUCAACCGCACGAUGAAGUUCGCCCUGCGCAACAAGAUUCCCCGUGAACGACCCGAACAGCUGCAGAAUAAGAAGGACUUUGUGUCGGACAAGCGAGACGGGAUUUUGGAUUCACUGGGAAUCGGGCAUACACAAAAGACCCUCGUAGGAAACGAGUUCAUCCGCGGUGUGUCUGGUGGAGAGCGCAAACGAGUGUCGCUGGCUGAAGUCAUGGCUGGACAGAGUCCCGUCCAGUUCUGGGAUAAUCCGACCAGAGGUCUUGAUUCCAAGACUGCCGUUGAGUUUGCGCGUCUUUUGCGACGCGAAGCCGACCAGAACGAAAAGACCAUCGUGGCGACCAUGUACCAGGCGGGCAACGGCAUCUAUGAUCAGUUCGACAAGAUCCUCGUUCUCGCUGAUGGACGAGUGACCUACUGUGGCCCGCGCAGUCUGGCCAGGAGAUAUUUUGAGGAUCUGGGCUUUGUGUGUCCGAAAGGGGCGAAUAUCGCAGACUUUCUCACGUCUGUUACCGUCGUGACUGAGCGGGUUGUGCAGCCAGGAUGGGAGGACAGAGUGCCCAAUACGCCAGAGGAGUUUGAGAGGCGCUUCAAGGAAAGCGACAUCCAUUUGCAGAUGACGAACAACAUUGAUCCUCCAGAGAAGUUGAGCAGCGAGAGGGACGAUCUGGCAAUGGCCGUGGCGAGCGAGAAGAAGAAGCGCCAUGUCCCCCGUCCGCAGAGUGUGUAUACGGCCAAUCUCUGGGACCAGAUUGUCGCCUGUACUGUGAGACAAUUUCAAAUCAUGGCUGGCGACAAGCUCUCCCUCGUCAUCAAAGUCGCUGCUGCUAUUCUUCAGGCCCUCGUCUGCGGCAGUCUGUUCUACAACCUCAAGCUCGACAGCAGCUCCAUCUUCCUGCGCCCCGGUGUUCUCUUCUUCCCUGUUCUUUAUUUCCUCCUUGAUGCCCUUUCUGAAACUACUGCUUCCUUCACCGGCCGUCCGAUUCUCUCGCGACAGAAGCGCUUUGGAUUCUAUCGUCCCACGGCAUUUUGCAUCGCCAACGCCAUCACUGACAUUCCCGUCGUCAUAACCCAGGUGUCUUGCUUUGCGCUGAUUCUGUACUUUAUGGCUGCGCUGCAGAUGGAUGCAGGAAAGUUCUUCACCUUUUGGAUUAUCGUCGUCGUGCAGACUCUAUGCUUUACCCAGCUAUUCCGUUCCGUCGGUGCGGUAUGCAAGCAGUUUGGCAAUGCAUCCAAGAUUUCCGGACUGCUAACGACGAUCUUCUUUGUAUACGGUGGCUAUCUGAUCCCCUUUGAGAAAAUGCACGUCUGGUUCCGAUGGAUCUUCUACCUCAACCCUGGCUCUUACGCCUUUGAAGCCCUCAUGGCCAACGAAUUCGUCGGACUGAAGCUGAAAUGCAUUGAGCCUGAUUAUAUCCCCUACGGACCUGGGUACUUGGAUACCUCAUCGAACUUCCGCGGGUGCUCUGUCGUGGGCAGUGACGGAGCAGGCGUCAUCGAUGGCGCAGACUACAUCCGUGAACAAUACAGUUACUCGGCUGGGCAUAUCUGGCGUAGCUUUGGUGUCAUCGUUGGCAUGUGGAUUUUCUUCAUCGUCUUGACUGCUCUGGGUUUUGAAAUGCGCAACAACCAGGCUGGUUCAUCGGUCUUGCUGUACAAGCGGGGUAGUAAGAAGCAGGGCGCGAGUGAGAAUGCUAGCGAGAAGCCUGCGGUUGAUGCAGGUGCUCUAUCGCAGAACAUGAAGCACUCUACCUUUUCCUGGAAGGAUCUGGAUUACCAUGUCCCAUAUCAGGGAGAGAAGAAGCAGCUGUUGGAUAAAGUGUUUGGAUAUGUCAAACCAGGUAAUCUGGUGGCUCUGAUGGGUUCUUCUGGUGCAGGGAAAACAACAUUAUUGGAUGUUCUCGCGCAACGCAAAGACAGUGGUGAAAUCGUUGGAUCUAUUUUGAUCGACGGUCGACCUCAAGGAAUCAGCUUCCAACGGACUACCGGGUAUUGUGAACAGAUGGAUGUACACGAAGGAACUUCUACAGUCAAAGAAGCACUCGUUUUCUCUGCCGUUCUGAGGCAGCCAUCGACCGUGUCAUAUGAGGAAAAGCUUGCAUACGUGGAACAUAUCAUCGAUCUCUUGGAGCUGCGAGACAUCAGUGAUGCGAUUAUUGGAGUUCCUGGUGCCGGUCUCAGCAUUGAACAGCGCAAGCGAGUCACUCUUGGUGUUGAACUCGUUGCAAAGCCCACUCUGCUCUUCUUGGAUGAGCCAACAUCUGGUUUGGAUGGCCAGUCUGCGUAUAACAUUGUUCGAUUCUUGAGGAAGCUGGUGGACGGAGGACAGGCUGUUCUUUGCACCAUCCAUCAACCUUCUGCCGUUUUGUUCGACGCAUUCGACUCGUUGCUCCUCCUAGCCAAGGGUGGAAAAAUGACCUACUUUGGCGAGACCGGCCAAGAUUCAGUCAAAGUCCUGGACUACUUUGCCCGUCACGGUGCCCCCUGUCCCCCAGAUGCCAAUCCUGCUGAGCACAUCGUCGAAGUCGUCCAGGGAAACACCACCGAGAAGAUCGACUGGGUACAGACUUGGAGCCAGUCGGAGGAACGACAGAAAGCAAUCCAGGAGCUGGAUUCUAUAAACGCUGCGAACCAAGCCAACCCGAACUACGAAGAAGACACGGCCGAUUAUGCGACAUCGCACUGGUUCCAGUUCAAGACAGUCUUGUACCGUCUGAUGACGCAGUUAUGGAGAUCCCCAGACUACGUAUGGAACAAGAUCAUCCUUCACGUUUUUGCAGCACUGUUCAGUGGUUUCACCUUCUGGAAAAUGGGCGAUGGAACGUUUGAUCUGCAAUUGCGAUUGUUUGCGAUUUUCAACUUCAUCUUCGUUGCGCCAGGAUGUAUCAACCAGAUGCAGCCAUUCUUCUUGCACAAUCGAGAUAUCUUUGAGACACGGGAAAAGAAGUCCAAAUCGUACCAUUGGGUUGCUUUCAUCGGUGCCCAGGCUGUCUCUGAGAUCCCCUACCUGAUUAUCUGUGCCACGCUCUACUUUGCCUGUUGGUACUUUACAGCUGGAUUCCCAGUGCAAGCCAGUAUCUCCGGCCAUAUGUAUCUGCAGAUGAUCUUCUACGAAUUCCUCUACACCUCCAUCGGCCAAGCCAUCGCAGCCUACUCACCGAACGAGUACUUUGCAGCCAUCAUGAACCCCGUCCUCAUCGGCGCCGGCAUGAUCAGUUUCUGCGGUGUAGUGGUCCCCUACUCCCAGAUUACCCCCUUCUGGCGAUACUGGAUGUACUACCUCGACCCAUUCACGUACCUUGUUGGCGGUCUCCUCGGCGAGGUCCUCUGGGACGUCAAGGUCGAAUGCAACCCAUCCGAAUAUAUCCAGUUCGCCGCUCCAUUAGGCCAAACGUGUGGCGAGUACAUGGCGGAUUUUAUGGCUGAGCAGACGGGGUAUUUGCUGGAUGCGAAUGCUACGUCGACUUGUUCGUACUGUCAGUACUCUAUGGGGUCUGAUUAUGCGAAGACGUUUAAUCUGAAGGAGAAGUAUUACUCGUGGAGAGAUACUGGGAUUACGGCGCUGUUCUGCAUCAGUACUUAUGCGGUGGUGUUUUUGAUGAUGAAGUUGAGGAGUAAGAAGACGAAGAGUGCUCGAUCGGAGUAAACAGUUGGAUGUUGGUAUGU
Molecule: messenger RNA, 4097 nt
Organism: Aspergillus wentii DTO 134E9
Lineage: Eukaryota; Fungi; Ascomycota; Eurotiomycetes; Eurotiales; Aspergillaceae
Product: putative ABC multidrug transporter
Exons: 13
Coding region: 1-4077 (1358 amino acids)
Biological process (GO): transmembrane transport
Cellular component (GO): membrane
Molecular function (GO): ATP binding; ATP hydrolysis activity; ABC-type transporter activity
Source: RefSeq, a predicted model, not a curated record